CCGGGGUCCAGGCGGCGGCGGGCGAGGAGUCGGGCGCGAUGGAGCGGAAGAGGUGGGAGUGCCCGGCGCUCCCGCAGGGCUGGGAGAGGGAAGAAGUGCCCAGAAGGUCGGGGCUGUCGGCCGGCCACAGGGAUGUCUUUUACUAUAGCCCCAGCGGGAAGAAGUUCCGGAGUAAGCCCCAGCUGGCACGCUACCUGGGUGGCUCCAUGGACCUGAGCACCUUCGACUUCCGGACGGGCAGGAUGCUGAUGAGCAAGGUGAACAAGAGCCGGCAGCGGAUGCGCUAUGACUCCUCCACCCAGGUCAAGAACACGAGCCCUGCAGUGGGGGUGAUGGUCCCUUGGCUGACUGAGGGCUGCAGAGGUGGGCCAGGCCUUCGGCACUGUCGGCAGGAGGGUCACCACAUGGGCAAGCCCGACCUGAACACAGCGCUCCCCGUGCGACAGACUGCCUCCAUCUUCAAGCAGCCCGUGACCAAGAUCACCAACCACCCCAGCAACAAGGUGAAAAGUGACCCCCAGAAGGCUGUGGACCAGCCCCGCCAGCUUUUCUGGGAAAAGAAGCUGAGCGGCCUGAAUGCAUUUGACAUUGCUGAGGAACUUGUGAAGACCAUGGACCUCCCCAAGGGCCUGCAAGGCGUGGGGCCCGGCUGCACCGACGAGACCCUGCUGUCAGCCAUCGCCAGCGCCCUACACACCAGCACGAUGCCUAUCACAGGGCAGCUCUCAGCUGCUGUGGAGAAGAACCCGGGCGUGUGGCUCAACACCACCCAGCCCCUCUGCAAGGCCUUCAUGGUGACCGACGAGGACAUCAGGAAGCAGGAGGAGCUGGUGCAGCAGGUGCGUAAGCGGCUGGAGGAGGCGCUGAUGGCUGACAUGCUGGCCCACGUGGAGGAGCUGGCACGCGAUGGCGAGGCGCCCCUGGACAAGGCCGGUGUGGAUGAGGAUGAAGAUGAGGACGAGGACGAGGACGAGGAGGAGCCUGAACCAGACCAGGAGCUGGAGCACGCCUAGAGCCAGUGCCAAGCAGGCCCAGGGCUGUGGGGCGGGGCUGGGGUGCUGCACCCUGGGGCGGGUGGGCAGCCUCCAGGAGCCCCCAGCCCUGAGCUGUGCGACUGGAGUGGACGGAGGACCUGGGGCACCCUGAACCCAUUCCCCACUCGCUUCCUCACUGCGCCACUCCUGUUUUCAGGGGCCCUGCCUGAGAGCGCCCCACACCCCAGGUGCUGCCUGCACAGGGCUCAGCCCUUGGCCACCGUGAACAGGCCCAGGAGGGCAGCCCCCGCCCCAGGUUGCGUGGGCAUGGUCCAGACAGACACCUGCUCACUGCUUCUCUCAGGCCUGGGAUCAGUUCGCGCCUUCACUCACAGGCCAUGGCUUCCGCUGACCCUGGACUCAGGCUGAGCGCAUAGCAGCAUCCGCGAGGCCACUGCCUCCAGAACCAGCUGGGGCCACUCCAGAGGGGCCAUUCACAGCGUCUGUCUCCCCACAACACCUGGACUCCCUGUGGCCGCCAUCCCGGCUUCCCACAAAGAGAGAGCUGCUGUUGGGGUACCAGAACCAGGGCAUCUCCACGGGCUAGAGAGGUGUUUGCGCCCAGCCCCGCCUCCCAUCUGUACUGUGUGUGGAUGCUGUUCUCAUGCUGUGUUACCCCUUCCGGAAGGGGUGGAGGAGCCGCCCGCUGGAGGGCCGUCAGAGCUGCAAUCAGUCCUGACACCAAGGACAGGACUGGAAAGGCGCCUCUGUCAAUAAACCAGUGACUGGCAUGAGGCUGGUGCCCGUCACCACGUGGCUGCAUCACCUCUGUGCUGCUGCCAAGGCUUCCGGACACAGACCGGCCCACUGCUGCCUCACCUGGAGUCUGGGCCCUGGCGGCAGGGCUUCGCGGCCCCUCCCUGUAGACAUGGCCAGGGGCACAGGACCCGCACCAGGCCUGGCAGGGGUACACAAUGGAGAGCGAGUUUGAGGGGCCCUGCUGGCUCAGCUGUGGCCUUGGAUGUGGCCUGCCUCUGCGCCUCAGUUUUCUCCUGUGACGGAGAUAGUAGUGUCCACUUUGAGGGUCAAGGGCUGGGCUCUGUCGGUCACCAGCGAGGCCCAGGCAAGCGUGGCCACAGCCCGCGAGUGCCGACCAGGUGUGUCUGCCAGUUGAGCUGAGCUCCAGGCAUCAACGCCAUCAAGCACCAGCACCACCUCCACGUGCCCGAUGUUGUCCUGCCAGCACUGGACAGACUAAAGCAGCAGUAGGAGUGGUGCCCGGCAUGGUGCAUCCCGAGGCAGAAGCCACCUGCCUGGGCAGAGACUGAGGCCAGGGCCGUCCCUCUGUGCUGGGACGCCCAGCCCCCUGCCUGCCGGGCCUGCCGCCCAUAGACACCCAGCCCCUCUAGGGGAUGGAACCAAGGGCCAGCCGGCCAUCCCUGGCCCAGCCCCACACCUCGUCGAGUCUGCCUCUGUCCCCACAAGGACAUUUGGGGGCCAGGAUGGCCUGUGCAUGGGGCCUCAACUUCCCAGGUAGUCCCCGUGACCACCUCACUGUCCAACAGGCAGAGCCCACUGGCCUGUUCUCCCCCUGGCCGCCAGAGGUGUGAUCAGUGUCCCUGGGGAGCAGGUAGGACUGUGUAUGGCCUGGUGGAAGCCCCUGUGGCAGCUUGUCAGGCUCGCCGCCCUGCUGACCACCAUUCUUUCUAAAGCCAGUCAGAGCACUGCCGGGGGGUGGGGGUGAUCCAGCGCCCUUACCGUGAUCGUUGACUUGCUGAGGACCUGAGUGCCCGAGUCCUUCCCUCAGACCAGCUGUGGCCUCUCUCCCAUGGAGGACGGGCCACAGGUGAUGGGACAGCUGUGUCCACAGCCAGCUAGGGAAUAAAGCCAUCUGGGGCAGUGUGA
Messenger RNA from Loxodonta africana (African savanna elephant), 2879 nucleotides. RefSeq names its product methyl-CpG binding domain protein 3 (gene MBD3). The record is from RefSeq and is a predicted model, not a curated record. Gene Ontology annotation, molecular function: methyl-CpG binding. Gene Ontology annotation, cellular component: nucleus. The coding region runs from base 39 to 1013 and encodes 324 amino acids. NCBI's taxonomy places the organism in Eukaryota, Metazoa, Chordata, Mammalia, Proboscidea, Elephantidae. The transcript is spliced from 7 exons. Gene Ontology annotation, biological process: negative regulation of transcription by RNA polymerase II; DNA methylation-dependent constitutive heterochromatin formation.